CUUUUCUUUCUCCCUCUUUCACACACACUCACAAACUCUUUUCAUUUUCACUCUUGGAGCCGUGCUGUUUUUGUCUUGUGGACAUCAAGAGAGGGAGAGAGACCAUCACUGAGAGAGAGACAGGGAGAGAAGUUAAGAAAGUGGACUCUGCACCACUGUGUGUGUGUGUGUGUGUGUAACAUUUUGCCACAGAGGAUGAUUUACUGGACCGUGUAAUCUGUGUGAGUGUGUAAGUGUAAGUAUACGAGUUUGUGUGUGUGUUUGUGGAUGAUGGAGGUACCUGAAGUUUACGAGGAAGCAAAGGAGAAGAAGAAGAUCCACUUCGCCGUUCCCUCCACAGCACCGACUCAGCUCGACCCCCGGCAGGUGGAGAUGAUCCGCAGACGGAGGCCAACGCCCGCCACGCUGUUUAGAGUCACUGACCAGCCAUGUCCAGAGGAUGACUACACCACGGGUCAGUGGGUGGUCGGGGAGAACGGCGUCCUCAGACCAAAACGCAUCAAUCCCAACGUCUACCAGCCUCCUUCACUCAAAGCUGUUCAGCAGAUGGCUGAGGCUCACAUGCAGAAGCUGGGUGUGUUUCCUCACAUGGAGGAGGAUGGAGAGGAGGAAGAGCGGGUAUUAAGGUUUACCACUGAUUCACACACAGAGACGAGCCCGAGGGAACCUCCGAGCACUGACAGAGCUGAUGAGGAGGAAGAGGAGGAGGAGGAGGAAGAGGAGGAACAGAAAAAAGAGGAAGAAACAGGAGAUGAUGUGGAACAUGGAGCAACAGACGGAUGAAAGAAAGAAACAGAGAGAUGAGGAUGGAUUGUUACACAGAUUAAAUAAAAUUGAAGUUGCAAGGGUGUGUGUGGAGUGUGUAUGGGGGUGUGUGGAUAUGUGUUGAAGUGGAUGAGCGUGUGGGUGGGAAGUGUGUGUGUUUCUCCUUAUAGCCCCUUCUUAACUAUCCCUAGGUUUGUUAAGUAUAGACAUAACCACCACACACACACACACACACACACACACACACACACAGAUUAGUCAUAGCUGCGAAAUAAAUAAAUAAACAUUUCUCCCUGUUUUAUUUUAGUGUUGUAAUGUAUUUUGUAAUUAUUAACUGUAAUAAAUAAAUCCUACAUAAAUAGAUUUGUAAUAACUGGAAUUGGAAUAAUGAGAUAAUAAAGUGUGUGUACACUAA
Molecule: messenger RNA, 1180 nt
Organism: Clarias gariepinus (North African catfish)
Lineage: Eukaryota; Metazoa; Chordata; Actinopteri; Siluriformes; Clariidae
Gene: ppp1r1b
Product: protein phosphatase 1, regulatory (inhibitor) subunit 1B
Exons: 5
Coding region: 268-783 (171 amino acids)
Biological process (GO): intracellular signal transduction
Cellular component (GO): cytoplasm
Molecular function (GO): protein phosphatase inhibitor activity
Source: RefSeq, a predicted model, not a curated record